Zerene cesonia (dogface butterfly) is the source of this 3458-nucleotide messenger RNA. RefSeq names its product tafazzin homolog (gene Taz). NCBI's taxonomy places the organism in Eukaryota, Metazoa, Arthropoda, Insecta, Lepidoptera, Pieridae. Gene Ontology annotation, biological process: cardiolipin acyl-chain remodeling; inner mitochondrial membrane organization. The record is from RefSeq and is a predicted model, not a curated record. The coding region runs from base 148 to 1095 and encodes 315 amino acids. Gene Ontology annotation, cellular component: mitochondrial membrane. Gene Ontology annotation, molecular function: 1-acylglycerophosphocholine O-acyltransferase activity. The transcript has 5 exons.
GAUCAUUCAGGUAAUGUCAUUCACUACGCAACACUGUCGGACUGAACAAGAGCAAGUGUCUCGUAAAUGAAAAAGUUGAAUAUUAUUGGAAUUUUAUCUGAAUAACAAUGUUUAUAUAGUGUGUGUCGAUUGUGCGCUCGUGGAACCAUGGGCUACAACAUCGGUUGGAUCAUACCGCGGCUCAGAAACCCUGGGAGACUGUGGUACUGUGCGAGUUCCCUUACUGUAGCCGUUGUUGGUUUAUUCAGUAAAUUCAUCGUAGAGUUUCUGAACAAGACAACAGUGUACAACCGCGACGCGCUGUCGCGCGCGGUGCGGCGGCCGCACGACGUGCCCCUGCUCACCGUCUCCAACCACCACUCGUGCUUCGACGACCCGGGCCUGUGGGGGGUGUUGGACACGCGCACGCUGCUGAGCCGGCGGCGCAUGCGCUGGUCGCUGGCGGCGCACGACAUCUGUUUCACGAACGCGCUGCACUCCGCCUUCUUCGCGCUCGGCAAGUGCGUGCCCGUCGUGCGCGGCGCCGGGGUGCACCAGCCGGCGAUGGACUUCUGCGUGGAGCGGCUGUGCUGCGGCGAGUGGGUGCACAUCUUCCCCGAGGGGCGCGUGAACGUGGACAAGGAGCACAUCCGCUUCAAGUGGGGCGUGGGGCGGCUGGUGGCCGACAGCGCGGCGCGCGGCCGCGCCCCGCUCGUGCUGCCCGUGUGGCACGAGGGCAUGGACCGCGUGCUGCCCAACGCGGAGCCCUACCGCCUGCGCGCGCGCCGCCGCCUCUACCUGGCCGUGGGCGAGCCCAUCCACCUGCACCCGCUGCUCGACCGAUUGAAAAAUAGCAACGCGUCAGAAGAGGAGACGCGGCGCGUGAUAACGGAGCGCAUCCAGGAGGAGCUGCUGCGGCUGCGCGACCGCGCGCACGCGCUCAUCCGCCGCGCGUGCGGCCUGCGCGCCGACGGCCUGCUCGACAACCGCACCGACAUCCUCACCGCCGCCCCGACCGCCCCCACCGCCCCCACCGACGCACCGACGCCCGCGCUCAACGGCAAGGAGCGGCCCGAGCCGCCGCGCCGCGACACCGACAGCGAGAAGGAGCUGUAGGCCCGGCCGUGUGGGCGUCGCAAGUGUCUGCAAGUGAUAAACACGCGAAGAGCUCCUGUGGAGAGAGGCGACGUGGAAUAUUUAUAAUUUUAUAUGUAACUUUUACCGAUAAAUGUGAAUCCUGCGGAAUAUCCCCAAAGACUUGCGAACGGAUUUGGAGACUUAGAGACAUAUUUAUAUGCGUAACUGUUUCCAAAGUUAUGUUUAAUUUUAUCGGAACUAGCAUAUCAAGUGUAAGCGUUAGUGGAUACGUUUUAUAUGAAUUUACAUCGUCUGCGUCGGCGCGAGCGAUCUCGGGCGCACGACUCUCGGCUCGGAUUGCCUUCGAUUAGCUUAUACGUGCAUUUGGUCAAAUCGGAUAUCAGCCGGACUUCUCCAUUUAUUUUGCCCGAUAUCGGGAAUAUGCCAAAGUAAAGUCUCAUUUAUUAUCACGGAACCCGCUAAGUCGCUGACCCCUUGCGAACCGCUCCUAGCAUUUAGCGAAAUUGACCUACCUCAUAGAAUAUUGAGCUUGCUAGACCGAGCAAGAGUUUUCGCUAAGCCAAACCCUCGUAUCAUUUUUCUAUUUUAUGAGUCAAAUUUAUUUCUUUACGUAAAGAAAUAUUAAAUGAACAUAAAAUUUUCUCGAAAAAAUCAGUCUUAAAUAUAGAACUGAUAGAAGGCGAUCACAAAUUCCGCGUGAGCUCACGUUCGGAUCGUGCAUUUAGACCGGCGGUGGUCGCGUGUGCGGCUGAGGCGGACUAUUUCGAUGAAAUAUUUAUUGUAUUUGCCCCAGCGCCGCACCUCGCUGUACUGUAGAUGUAAGUCUGUCUGGCGCGUCGCAGUGGUGGGGACUGCGUGCGUGUGUGCGCGCGUGUGCGUGUGCGUGUGUGCGUGUGUGUCCGGUGACACGUCACUAGAUGUUUUAUAAUCGAAAAUUAACUAAAUUUCGAUAUUUUUUAAAUGUUGUAGAGGUCACACAUUGUUGUCUAGGAAAUAUUUUCUUAAAAUCUUCAUUCUAAAACUGUUCAACUGUUGGUGAAUUCGAUGUGUCGAUUAUAAAUAAAUAUAUUGUUAGACGUGUUGUGGAAUUCAGAUAAAUGCGAGCUUUCCGUAGUGCCCACUGUCCACUGUCCCGUUGAACUUUUUAGUAUUUUUACACUUUACCUUGUUGUUAUUAUUUACACCCAGUAAUAGGUUUAGCAUCCAAGUUUUCAUAUAGACCUCGUUUGUUCGAGCAGAAUGUCACUCGUUCGUUAUUGUACUUAAAACAAUUGAAACUGUACUAGUUAUUGUGGUGAGAUUUUCUUUCAAACUCAAUUGAUCGAAUUGAUUUCAAAAUGCAUCGUUGGACUCUAAACAAAAUUGCACUUAAUAUGAAUUGAGUAUUCAAUUUUAAAAAGAUAUUAACGUGUAAAUGUAUAAAAAAUCAUACAGAAUACUUUAAGAGUUCGUCAUAAUAAAAUUCGAGACGUCACGGACUCGUUAUAAUUUGUGUCAUACAUACAAUAAUACCAUAUUUUCUUUUAAUUAUUUAUACAUAAUGUACGGAAUGCAUUCAGUCUCACCAAUUUGGGGCCGAUUUUUGACUUUAUCCAGUUAAUUAUUAUUGUGUAUUGUUUUCAACGUGAUGAGAUGAUAAUCUUCUUGUAACUGUCACUUGGAAUUUUGAAAAUCGGCCCUCAUUCUCGUAAAAAAAGCAAAUUGGUUGUGCACAAAAUCGUAAGAAAUAAAAUCGAAACUCGUAUUGCGUAGAGUAAAUGUCGUGUAUAGUAAAAUUUAUCUCGCUUCUUGUAUUUUCGUCGUGUACAAUUCGUUUUAAGCUAAUCCUCAUAGUGAUUGAGCUAAGUGUGAAUCGUGUCUGCUCUGCGUUGUGGCGUGUGGCGAGCUGUUACCGGAGGAGUGUCCUGCAAUCAGUCAAUAUAACUUUUGUAUAAAAUUGUCUUCCGCACACUUUUGUAAUUAUUAUUUAUUUUUAAUGUUAAGUUUAAAGUACGCUUCGUUUCUAUUUUUCUAAAUUAAGAUAUUUUUAGAGACCGACUCGUGUGAUGAUUGUGAGUGGAUUGUAACACAGGACCAAUUUUAAUAUUUCUAAGUUUAUUCCAAAAUUUGAUAUCAAUUGUAAUAAACCGAGUAUUCAGUGCAGCACAAAUCAGUAUCAUUUGUCGCUUUCUUAAACGUUGAUUUAGUAAAUGCUCCCCAACAUGUCAUAAUAUGUAGUUUAAGCGAAGUGGGCUGUAGUUGGGUUUUAUAUGUUCCUGUGUGCUCGUGCGGAGGGAAGACGGGGGAUGGGAGAGGGAAGGAGGGAGGGGGGUCGUCGAUGUUGUCCAAAGUAUGCGCUUUUUGAUGAAUUAUGUAUGUUUUCGGUAAUAAAUCGAUGGACC